Ananas comosus (pineapple) is the source of this 1325-nucleotide messenger RNA. Its product is annotated as protein IN2-1 homolog B-like. Gene Ontology annotation, molecular function: glutathione transferase activity. NCBI's taxonomy places the organism in Eukaryota, Viridiplantae, Streptophyta, Magnoliopsida, Poales, Bromeliaceae. The record is from RefSeq and is a predicted model, not a curated record. The transcript has 11 exons. Bases 286 to 1008 code for a protein of 240 amino acids.
CUUCUUCUCUACCACUUCUCUACUACUUCUCUUCUCUCCUCUACUUCUAUCUCUAUCUCCAUCUCUUUACCCACUCUAUUUCUGUCACUGUAUCUUUCUCUUACCUUUUUUCUUACCUCGAUUACAUCGGAGUUGCUGGAAACCACCAUCAUCCCCGUCGCCAUCCUCACCUCAGCGAAUUCUCAUCAUCGGCGGUUGCGACGAGUCCGGGAUAUUACACUCCUCACCUUCACCCAACUCCAUCAACUUAAAUUUCUUUUUAUUUUCUUCAAUUAAUUAAUCUCAAUGGCUGCAGCAGUUAGCUCUGCGAAGGAGGUUCUUCCUCCUCCUCUAACCUCUGAAUCAGAACCACCUAAUCUCUUUGAUGGAACCACCAGGUUGUACAUAUCUUAUACAUGCCCAUAUGCGCAGCGCACCUGGAUUGCGAGGAACUAUAAGGGACUGCAGGAGAAGAUAAAGUUAGUUCCAAUUGAUCUGCAAAAUAGGCCAGCAUGGUACAAGGAGAAAGUUUACUCUACUAACAAGGUACCUUCCUUGGAGCACAAUAAUGAGGUCAAAGGAGAGAGUCUGGAUUUGAUCAAGUAUAUCGAUAGCCAUUUCGAAGGCCCUAAAUUGCUCCCUGAUGAUCCUGAAAAGCGGCAAUUUGCUGAGGAACUGCUGUCUUAUACUGAUACAUUCAACAAAGAAGUAUUCACAGCAUCACGCUCUGAGGGAGAAGUCGAUGACAAAGUUGCUCCUGAAUGGGACAAAAUAGAAGAUGCCCUUUCGAAAUUCGAUGAUGGUCCUUUUUUCCUUGGCCAAUUUAGCCUGGUGGAUAUAGCAUACGCUCCGUUUAUUGAAAGGUUCCAGCUUUUCCUUGCGGAGGCAAAGAACUAUGACAUCACCAAAGGCAGGCCAAAGCUAAAAUUAUGGAUUGAGGAGUUGAACAAGAUUGAUGCCUACACGCAAACGAAACGAGACCCUCAAGAACUACUUGCUCAUGCUAAGAAGCUGGGUUUGAUUGCGUGAAGACUCCUCUCUCUCUUUCUCAGAAUACUCUUUGGUUUCUGCAGAUAUCGCGCAUAUGAUUACGAAUAAAGCGACAGUCACUGUUAGUCCUUGAUUCUGCCCUGAUUCGGUCGACUUUACGCGCGGAUCAAGCAAUAAACAGCAGCUGUUACUUAUGCUAUAUAUACUAGUUUCUUCUUGUAUUGUCUUAUUAUACCUUCUUAAACUAGUAAUGUAAUAAAUACUUGGUUUGGAUUCCAGUGUGUUGUUGACAUUAUAAAAUGAUUCUCUAUGUUAAUGUUUUUUGUCCUUAUAAAAUUUGCUAAUAUUGUGGUUGA